UCUCUUGAGCGGCACGCGUGCCGCCAAUAACAAGCACUCGACGCGAUCGUAACAUAACACGCGUCAACUCUUCUAUGAACAGUCGUCGCACCAAUCUCCUGCUAUUCACACCGGCGCCAAGCGCCACACGGCUUUUAUGUAACUCAUACAUUAGGACAAAAUGUGUUGGAUUUAUGUGCCUCAUAGUAUAAUAGUGCUCGAACAGGUGCAGCCCGCGAGCGGCAGAUAGUGUUGCGGCCAGACCGCUAGUGAACUCGGUGACUGUGUGAACGUUGUCGCGGUUGAACGCCGCUGUAGGGAUUUGUAACAAGCAGCCGCCCUGUGCGGCCGAGCAUGACGAUGGACCAGCCAGGCCUCUUGUCCCUUAACAUGUCCCCGUUUGAUUUGAGUCCCGGCCCUGAAGGAUCCGGUUCGGGUGGCGGACCUUCAGGCACCUCGCAGCAGUACGUGCCCCAAGGCGCCGCUUACCAAUGCGCGCCUGAACAGCAAUCGUUUGGCUACGCCAAUCUGGACGCUUCCUAUUUGUUUCCAACAGGCGCCAGUGGAGAACCUGGUGCAUACUUGCCUGCAGCCGGUACUGUGUGUGACCAAACCGAUACAAAGGAUGUUAUCGAGGAGCUGUGCCCUGUUUGUGGGGACAAAGUCAGCGGAUACCACUACGGACUACUCACAUGCGAGUCCUGCAAGGGCUUCUUCAAGCGGACCGUUCAGAACAAGAAAGUAUACACGUGUGUUGCAGAACGGGCUUGUCACAUAGAUAAAACCCAGAGGAAGCGUUGUCCAUUCUGCCGCUUCCAAAAAUGUCUCGAUGUCGGCAUGAAACUUGAAGCCGUGCGAGCGGACCGCAUGCGCGGUGGCCGCAAUAAGUUCGGUCCCAUGUACAAAAGAGACCGCGCCCGCAAGUUGCAGAUGAUGAGGCAACGACAGAUCGCAGUACAAACACUGCGUGGGUCUCUGGGAGAUGGCGGACUUGUGCUCGGCUUCGGCUCGCCGUACGCCUCGGUGCCUGUCAAACAAGAAAUCCAAAUCCCGCAAGUGUCAUCGCUGACAUCAUCACCGGAGUCGUCACCGGGGCCUGCACUACUAGCAGCGCAGCCGCCGCAGCCGCAGCCACCGCCUCCGCCACCUCACGAUAAGUGGGAGGCUCACUCUCCGCAUUCCGCCUCGCCGGAUGCAUUCGCCUUUGACGCGCCAGCUACCACCGCUGCUACGCCCUCCAGCACUGCAGAGCCAACCAGCACUGAAACCCUUCGAGUGUCGCCCAUGAUACGAGAAUUCGUUCAAACAAUCGAUGAUCGCGAGUGGCAGAACUCGCUGUUCGGACUCUUGCAGAGCCAAACCUACAACCAGUGUGAGGUGGAUCUCUUCGAAUUAAUGUGUAAAGUGCUGGAUCAGAAUUUAUUCUCUCAAGUGGAUUGGGCGAGAAACACCGUGUUCUUUAAGUAUCUAAAGGUGGACGAUCAGAUGAAACUUCUGCAGCAUUCAUGGUCCGACAUGUUGGUCUUAGAUCAUCUUCACCAGAGGAUGCACAAUGGCUUACCAGACGAGACCACACUCCACAAUGGACAGAAGUUUGAUCUGCUCUGCCUAGGACUACUAGGUGUGCCAUCCCUGGCCGAUCACUUCAACGAGCUUCAGAACAAACUGGCGGAGCUCAAAUUCGACGUCCCGGACUACAUAUGCGUCAAAUUCUUGCUACUACUUAAUCCCGAGGUGAGGGGCAUCGUCAACGUUAAAUGCGUCCGAGAUGGUUACCAGACAGUGCAAGCUGCCCUGCUUGACUACACACUCACAUGUUAUCCCACGAUACAGGAUAAAUUCGGCAAGCUGGUGAUGGUGGUCCCGGAGAUCCACGCGCUGGCGGCUCGGGGCGAGGAGCACCUCUACCAGCGGCACUGCGCCGGCCAGGCGCCCACGCAGACACUCCUCAUGGAGAUGCUGCACGCUAAGCGCAAGCCGAACGGAGGCGAAAUGGUUAACCGGAAUGCCGAGCACACGUCGACCCUAGACAGAUUGUGCGGUUUCCUGCCAAGCGACACGAUUGAGCCUCAUUCUCCCAUCUAGAAUCUUGAAUAACCAGUGCAGAAUAAGACGGAGACGUUAGAUGCGCCAAGCGCUCUGAACACCACAUCAGAUAGAAUAUUAUACAAAAUAUUACUUAUUAACUAGCUUUAGUUUUAACUUGGUGUGUGAUUAAAUUUAAUAAGUUAUUGCGCCGAGCGCCGGCUGGCAGAGCCGAGCGUGCCUAGUCCGAAUACAGAUAAAACAAAUAUUUAUCUACCUUAUCUCUGUAACAUAAAUAUACAAAAACGUUAUACAUCAGUCUUGUGUAGCUACGGUUAAUUUAUUUAGCAGUCUUACGUGUUACUUCAAAAUUAAAUAAGUACAUUUUGUAAACUAGGUUCUCUAACUCCGGUGCGUAGCGAUGGGAUAUAUUACAAUACAUAUUUUAGGAAAGCGUCUGUGAUUAUAAACGAAGAAAUUUGAAGAAAACCGUUUUAAUGUUAGUUGAGAAAUAUGUAUAAUAUUGUUAGUUUUAUUGCAGUACCUACGAGCGUCCUGUCACUCGACGUUACUUAUAAUGUACUAUUCUUCUUUUUUAAGACUAAAGCACUUUAAAUGGAUUGUAUAACUGUUUCCACAGUUGUGGUAGUUACACGGCGUAGCUGCUGCGGCCGUGGCGUGGGCGUGUUUUUUUGACUUGAGUGAGUACAAUGCAAGUGCCGCGAGUAUAGUUACUUGGCUUGAGAUGUUUCAGAUUUUAUCGAGUUGAUGUUUAAAAAAUAAAUCGUCUAUGUAUAUUAAAAUAAGAACAAUUUAAUCACAAUUAAUUCAUGUUUAAAAUUUACAUUUGUUCUCUAAAGAUGUUUAUCUAAAUGUUGUAAUUAAAAUUAUUUUUAUCGGCCAUACCAGUACAAAAUCAAGCUAUUAUCCUUGUAAAUAAAAUAUAUGUAGCACAUUUACAGUGAAUUAUUCUACUUACGAUGUAAUUAUGUAAAAUAUUCUCAACAUACGUGCAAGAAGCCUUAAAAAUCAUAGAUUUUUAAAAAUAUAUAUGGGUACUAGCGUCUACCGACCAGCGGUCGAGCAAGAUGAUGUAUUUUUAUAAAACAUAUUGUUCUUUAUUAACAUAUAUAAUAUGUUAACUGAAAGUACAUGAUUUCGUAUUUUUCUAACAUAAUUAAAAUAUAGUAGCGUACGUAAAACUCUAAUGAUGAACUUUUAAAGUGGACAUAAUUAUAAAUGUAUAUCAAUAUGUUGUAAUUAUGAAUAACUAAGUACCAACAUAACACGUUACAAAUUUAAUUUGAGAACGUUUUAUUUUUGUAAUGAAUUUUCGUUACCAUAUAGUGCGAGAGCCCAUUGCAUAAACCUGGAUGCGUGGACGCAGAUGCGGCCAUUGAGCGCGGGUAUAUCCUCAACAGCUUGGAGUGGCGUGCGCCAUCCAACUGUCACCAUCAUAUUUAUGGAGUGGGCUCUCAAUUGAACACUCGAGUAUGUGACGAAAGCUUUUAGUUAUAUCGAAAAUGUGAUUGAUGGUUUGUGUUUAAAUGCGAAUGUUUAUAUAUUAUAAAGAGUAUCUUAGUGUCAUUGCACCAAGUGCGAGUAUAUAGUAGGCCGCAUCAACGAGUAGGUAUUAUAAAAGUGAUGUUUUCCAUUAAUUUGCCUUCGGCCGUAACCUAAGCUUUAUAUGUGACACAUACGAACGUUAGUUCUGCACGUUUUGUCUAUACCGUCCAGUGAACACUUUUAGAUCAUGUCAUUCUCAGUGUUAGAUAUUUGAUUUAAUGUUAUUGCAAAUCCUAAAUUUACUUUUGUUAUAACGUUUCUUGAUUGACGACCUCUGUAAUAGACGUAAAUACUAGCAUGAAGUAACGGACAUCAUACAGAUAAUAGAACGGGGAGUACAGUAGUACCUGCCUAGCAUUAUAUUACGCGAUAAUGAAACAACCAAGUUAUACAAAGUUCCUUAAAAUAAUGUUGUGGUACAAUUUAUUAUAAUACAAAAUAGUUGAACUCGUCAUCACAGUCAGAGUGAUUUUAUAAAAAUUUACCUAAUAAUAGGAUUUGACACGUUCGAUAUUUUUGUGGCAUUCUGCUUUAUAACUACAAGUUCUUUUGUAAUCGACCACCUCACAAAUAUAAUUAUUAUCUAUGUAAAUAUAUACAGUUAGAAUCAGUUAGAAACCCCACGUGUGUAUAUCUUGUUAUUUAACAAGUAAUAUUAAUUAAUACAUAAUAAUAACGGUGAAGCUGCGAUUUCAUGAAACUUCUUUUGGAAUAAAUAUGAUGCAUGUCUCGGAUAUCUGACACUGAAUUUGUAUAAAUACCUAUUUUCCAUUUUAUACUUAUAUUUUAUAUAUUUUAUACAUAACAAUAAUUAAUAGUUUUCAGUUACUAUUUUUUAAAUAUAUUAAUAUAUUUAAUCAUGUUUAAACGAUUUGAAGGUUCGUCAUUGCAAUCUUUGUGUUGGAUUUAGUAAGUUGUCGGAACCCGGCACAGCAUCCUUAGUCUAAAGGAAUCAGCGUGGUGACCUCUCUCGCCUCCAGUGUCGAGGGAGGUGCCCUCCGCGACGGCGCGCCGUAUCUCGCAGCUUCACACGUUUCAUUGCUUUAUCUAAAGCAAAGCUGAUCUGUGAUGGUAUGACAUAGUUAGGUACUAGGCUGUGUGGGUCUUAAUAUCCGUACUUUAGAGGCACGACAGGUGGUGACCAAUUUUUGCAUAUGACUUUCUUCCUAUACGACUUUCUGCAGAAAUAGACCUCGUUAAUAGACGAUAGGGUCGUUUUUAAAAGUCUGCUUUUGUCCAAUGAUUUUAACUAUUCUAUUUGUUCAGUUUAAAUGUUAAAUUAUGAGAAAUCGCUUAUAUCGGCUGUAGAUUCCUUAUAUUAGUUUUGUGCAUUUUAUUUUACCAAACACAUGUUACCAUUUAAUUAAAUAUUUUUACGUAAUUAUAUACAUUUAUAUUUGAUUAUAAUGCUAUACUACUUACAGUAUUAUUUUAUAUGUAUAUUAUUAUUAAUAAUCACUUUUCUAAUACUAGGAAUUAGUGAUGUGCCGGAUCGUUAAAAAUGUAUAUCCGCGGAUACGGAUCUUAAUUUUCUUAUUCGAUAUUAUUCGAUUGGUGUCGGCGCUCGCGACCUUGAAACGAUAGUUGACGUCUUCGCUCGCCGCAUCGUCAGGCAGGACACGUUUUAACUUGCAUUGUGCGGGUAGUACUUUUGUGUUGGUUAUGGUAAAACAAUCUGAAUGGAAUUUUAUAGUUUUUUAUUUAAUAAUUCUACUUAAUCACCUGAAAAAGAUCCGUAAAAGAUCCGCGUGAAAAGUAACGGACACGGAUACGGAUAUCCGGAACAUCACUACUAGGAAUCAUAUAAAAAAAAUGAAAUUUGUCAUAACUUACGAAAUUUUAAUAUUUUAUUUUUUCAUUGACCCACAGAAAUAAGUAGUAGAAAGAGACAUUGUUUACGAAGUAUGGAAAACAACAAAGGCCAAACGAAACAUAUCUCAGAUUAUCAAUUACAAUGCGCGUUACUGUGAUAUUCAGUGGUUAAGGCUAAUUACUUCCUCACACAAAUAACUUAGAAGUAACGUAAUAAUCUGAAUAUACCCUUGGAAUAUACGACAACGUAAUAUCCUUUAUUAUUAAAUAAUUUAUUUUGGUAUACAUGUAAACACCAGAAAAAUAUCGUAUCCUAAAAUAAUAUUUUACUUUCAUCGCUGAUUAUUACGUAUGAUUUAUUAUUAUACGAAUAGUACUGAGAUGUCGAAAUUAAAAGCUGACCAAAGUAUACAAAUAAGUAUUACUUUUGAACAGUCAUAAUUUUAAAUAGCCGAUUUGCAUUAUUAACGUCUAUUCAUAUAAGCUCCUGUUGUUAAUUUCUGGUGUACCCGAUGUUCUUUGUGCAGAUGUAGGAAGUAUAAAUGCCACUAAAAAUACUUAUGCUAAAAUAGAAAACUAGUAAAUAGUAACUUCAGGUAUAAAGUCAUCGAUUUUCAAAAAUAUGCAGUGAAUGCAUAUUUUCAGCAUAUAAUUGAUAAUCUGCGAAUUUAGACAUACAAUUUAUUUCCACCGGGUCUGGAUUUUUUAUGCGCCGAAUACUUUAUUCGAUUGAUAUUAUUUUAAUGGUACUUGUGUGAAUGAAUAUAUUUGAGAUAUAAUCACACAUAAACCUAUUUUUUAAUUGCACAAUUGUGUCACCUGUAUUAAGUGCAAAUGUAGAUGAUUUUAUUACCUGUUGUGGUACGGGACAGUAUUUAUUUAUAUUAUAUGUAUUUGUUUAAUAUUUAUUUGUUAUAUACGUAUGAAUAUGUAGUAUAUUACACAGUGGUCGUCGCCACGUGAUGUAAAGCAAGGUUACAGCGUCGUGUGCCAUUAGUUAAGUGAUCGUACAGGGUUUGUCCAGUCCGAGCGCGCGCCCCGGGCGCCGGGGCUCUGCCCACCUCCACGCCCCUGUCAUGUGAUGCCUCACAGAGGCAUGCUACACCUUACCUUUUGUCAUCACCUUGGACAAUAAGCGGUUAUAUGUGAAGGUGCCAGUGUUCAUAAUUUAUCAUCAUUCAGCAUAAUCGUAACCGUCAUUUCUAUCCUUUGCUUCUUGGUUUUUAUUGACAACUAUCAUCUUUUGAAAUAUUUCAUUUGAAUAUACCUACUAUUUACGUCUAAGGUUAUGUUAUAAUAUACAGCGUAAUGUUGUAUUAUUAAUGUAUGUGUAAGUAAUAUCUAUAUUUAUGAAUUAAAAUUAUAAGUAUUUUAGAAUUAUAAGAUACACGAUGAGUGUUCUAUGUAAAUGUACAUUUUGAGUUCAAUUAGAUGCUAAGUGAAGAGUAGUAGAUAAUAUUGAUAAGUGCGUAUAGUCGGGCGCGGCGACACCGCCGGUGACUGCGCCGGUGGCGGCGCCGCGGCCGGUCCAGUUCGGGCGCUGUUACUUCGCUCAGAUUCGGCCGCGCAGUGUCACAUCAUACACCCGCCUCCUCCGCCACGACUCCUCGAGGUGCCUCCAGCGCCGGGCUGGCCACAGCGGACCUCUCCUCUCUUACACGCAAUAGUCUGUCUUCAUCACACGCUUUGUCGAUAGUUAGCGGGUGUUAGGUGAUUGGUUUCAAUGUAAGGGUACGUACGUGUCGCACACAUUCCAAAAUAAAGCUAAUCGUAACGGUAAGUGACGCGCAUUGAGUGACGCGUUACACUUGUAAGUUAACCACUUUGUUGUUCAUUAACGAUAAGUUAGAUUUAAUCUCAGUCGAUGUUGUUUAACUAUAGUCUGUGUAUAGUAUUCUUUUGGUUAAGUUUAUGUGAGGACGUGAAUUUGAGCGAAUCGACAGGCCUCAGCCUGAAGGGUUCAUACUAGCUGUAAAAUCUUAAGUACCUAAGCGAUUAUUUCUGUUGCACCUAACUUUAUUUUGCGAGCCGUGUUAGUUCUAUUUUAUUAAUUGUACAUAUAGGUAGGGCGAGGUAAACAAAGUUUUUAUUCAAUCUAAUGUGGUUAUUGUUGAAUCUGAAAUGUGGGACUGGCAAAUACCAAUGCAAUUGUCGCAUUUUGCUGUUGACAAAGUUUUAUCAUUUAUUAGAUACCAUAGACAUUACGGCUAUUUAUGUAUUGCUGUUUAGACGGUGGAGAGGUCUAGAAUCGGGAAUCGUAUACGUGGCUAUUAAUAUAACAAGUUAGGAUAACUGCAAGCCAGGAUGGGCCUGUUCCCAAUGUUAAUGUUAAGGCUCGCUAUAAGCCACGAGAGGAACACACCCCUCGCAUCUCGGUCCCUGACCGAUAUAUGUUUACAUUAUAAGUACAUAUAUACCAGAGGAUUUCAAUCAUAAAGGCUAGUAGAAUAAGGUUGCUCCUACUUUCAUUGAACUUGGGUGACUCACAAGCACAUGGCUAACUAAUAAAAUAAUGUUAAAUUAUUAUAUUUUAUUUGAUUUUCUGUGAUAAUACCAUUUUUAUCUGAGUACAGGCUUUAGUAAAGUUGUACCUGUUUUUUAAUAAAUAUAAAAUUAGAGAAUCAAUACCUAAGUAGCUUAGUAGUUCAGUUGGAAUGGAGCAACCAUGUUAUCUAUCGUAACCACACUUGUACCAUGUCAUUACCUCACAUUACAUCUUUUAUACAUUAAAAAUAAUAGUUAUUGUUGUCGCUAAACUUAUUUUUAUUGUCAACAUAUUGUUUAGAUGUGUCAUUAAGUUUAAAUUGUAAAGACGAUGAUCUACUUUAGAUUGCAUUAUAGAUACAUGUUUAUGGCGGUGUGAGAUGUCGCCCGUGCAUCGUCAAUGUAUUUAUUUUCUUGGUGAUUAAUAAAUAUUGUGAGACGCACGUACGCGCCGGCGGCGGGGCCUCGGCUCGCCACCGCCGUCGCUCGUUAUUGUAGAAAUAAAUGAUAUUUUCGUUUAAUAAA
Pectinophora gossypiella (pink bollworm) is the source of this 8391-nucleotide messenger RNA. It is a transcript of the gene ftz-f1, whose product is annotated as nuclear hormone receptor FTZ-F1. The record is from RefSeq and is a predicted model, not a curated record. Gene Ontology annotation, biological process: regulation of transcription by RNA polymerase II; tissue development; hormone-mediated signaling pathway. Gene Ontology annotation, molecular function: RNA polymerase II cis-regulatory region sequence-specific DNA binding; nuclear receptor activity; zinc ion binding. Gene Ontology annotation, cellular component: RNA polymerase II transcription regulator complex. The transcript is spliced from 8 exons. Bases 334 to 2064 code for a protein of 576 amino acids. Lineage: Eukaryota; Metazoa; Arthropoda; Insecta; Lepidoptera; Gelechiidae.